Messenger RNA from Closterium sp. Naga37s-1, 555 nucleotides. Lineage: Eukaryota; Viridiplantae; Streptophyta; Zygnematophyceae; Desmidiales; Closteriaceae. The record is from the annotation of a GenBank genome assembly.
AUGCCUCCCAGCCCCACAGGCCCGGCCGACGCCACACCACUCCCUGCCUGCGCCUAUUCUCUCGCCGCCACCCUUGCAGCCCGGGCACCCAGCCCCAUACCUCCCAGCCCCACAGGCCCCGGAGAAGCUCUCUGCCCCCUCCCUGCAUGCCCUGCCAUGCCAGUAGUCACCCCAGCACCACUGGGAGCACCACUGAUGAAAAUAGAAGAGCUCUAUUCUCUUGCUGCCACUCUCGCAACCCUAGCACCCAGCCCCAUACCUCCCAGCCCCACAGGCCCCCCCGACGCUCUCUGCCCCCUCCCCGCAUGCCCUGCCAUGCCAGUAGUCACCCCAGCACCACUGGGAGGACCGCUGCUGAAAAUAGAAGAGCUCUCAGCUGAAAUGAAGACAGGGGAUUUCGAGGGUGCCACACCUGCAGCAGCAGCAGCAGCAGCAGCAGCAGCAGCAGCUGUACCAGAGGCAGCAGCAGAGGCAGCGGCACCAGAUAAUCCAGCACCUGCCCCCUCUCUCCCCGUGCCGCCCAACCCCAAAAAUCCGCCGGAAAAACGCGCCUGA